GUACAAGGGCAGGAGUCAGAUCCUAAUCAGAUUGACCUGGGCAGAGGUGCCUCAGCAUGUCCUGCUAAACCCGGUCUUCUCCUUCAUCCUUUGGAAUCAUAGAGAGGUCUGGGGUUUUAAUGAUGGCUCUGGGGCACCUGCUCAGUCUCUUGCUCCUAGAGUGGGCAUUCAUUAGAUCCUGCUCAGAAUCAAUGGAAAAUGAAGAGGCGCUAUUCGAUUACUCAGCCACUCAUUGUAAUAGUCCUUGGACCACUGGACUGCCUGGGAGAGAUGGACGAGAUGGGAGAGAUGGACCCAAGGGAGAAAAGGGAGAUCCAGGUGAAGGGAUCAGAGGCCUCCAGGGAAUUCCAGGCAGGUUGGGGCCUCCAGGAGACCCAGGGCCACCAGGACCUCCAGGAAUCAAGGGCAUGAAAGGAGAACCAAGUGAAAGCUGUUCUAUAAGUGAUGGGCAACUGAAGGUGAUCUCAGACUUAAAAAUUCAACUCCUGAAGUUGAAAUCUGCUCUUGAGUUAUAUGGAAGUGCAGUUCAAGUGGGAGAAAAGUUUUUUGCCACCAGUGGCCUGGCUUCUGAUUUCCUCAAUGUUAAUGCCACUUGCCAGAAGAUAGGAGGCACUAUCGCCACUCCAAGGAAUGAAGAAGAGAAUGCUGCCAUCUUGAAGCUGGUAGCAAGGCACAACACAUAUGCCUUCCUUGGCCUCAGAGAGGGAAAAACACCAGGGAAGUUCUAUUACCUGGAUGGAUCCCCCGUGAACUACACCAACUGGUAUGAAGGCUCUCCAGAUGGGGGAGGAACUGAAAAUUGUGUGGAAAUGUACACAGAUGGUACAUGGAAUGAUAGAUAUUGCUACAAGAGUCGCCUUGCUGUCUGUGAGUUCUGAGCCCCCGUCAGAGCUGGUCCACUUGGAUGAAAGAAUGAAGGACUCACUGGUAAACUUGGGUGAAUCAUUUAGCUCAAGGGUUCAUGGCCCAAAGGGGGUAAAAAUCUUCUAUCUCUCAGAUAGGAGUCCAUGAGGAAGAGGUGUUAAUAAUUGCUAUUUGUAGCCCAUAAAACAAAAUAAAAACCAGUUCUGUUUCCUCGGCCAGGAAUGCCCAUCUGUCUCUACCCCUUUUCUCUCCCUACGCGUUUCCUAACCCAUCCUUCUAGGCCUAGCUAAAGUUCUGCCUCUCUUUCUCAUGUGGCCACAUAUGACUCUGUAAUUCUAUAAAAUGACAAAGUAGACUUCCA
Trichosurus vulpecula (common brushtail) is the source of this 1225-nucleotide messenger RNA. Its product is annotated as pulmonary surfactant-associated protein A-like. Gene Ontology annotation, cellular component: rough endoplasmic reticulum; multivesicular body. The coding region runs from base 120 to 878 and encodes 252 amino acids. The record is from RefSeq and is a predicted model, not a curated record. The transcript has 5 exons. Lineage: Eukaryota; Metazoa; Chordata; Mammalia; Diprotodontia; Phalangeridae.